Messenger RNA from Zingiber officinale, 363 nucleotides. RefSeq lists its product as uncharacterized. The transcript has a single exon. The record is from RefSeq and is a predicted model, not a curated record. The coding region runs from base 1 to 363 and encodes 120 amino acids. NCBI's taxonomy places the organism in Eukaryota, Viridiplantae, Streptophyta, Magnoliopsida, Zingiberales, Zingiberaceae.
AUGGAAGAGGACUUCAACGAAGCUGACGUUCUCUGGCCGGACACUGCCACCCGCGACGCCGCCGAACGCAACGAGUCUCCAGACUCUCCACCACCAUCCAGGGCACGGAGGACCCCGCCACCCCCGGGCCCGCGCGUAAUGGUGUCGUCGUGCCCUGUCAACAUCCCCGCUCCGAGCCGGAGAUCUUCCGAACUCGGCCAUGCCUCUGACGACGACGAUUAUCCUCCGCACGUGAUGGUGGAGAUGAGGGAUGCGGCGACGUCGCUGACGACGCCGGGGUCGACCGUCAGGAGGGAGAAGGGGCGACGGCUUUGCCGUGUGAGGAACCUGGUGCUGCAGAUGACCGGAUUCAUCGAGAGAUGA